Messenger RNA from Eucalyptus grandis, 2368 nucleotides. Its product is annotated as disease resistance protein RUN1-like. Bases 858 to 2282 code for a protein of 474 amino acids. The transcript has 4 exons. Lineage: Eukaryota; Viridiplantae; Streptophyta; Magnoliopsida; Myrtales; Myrtaceae. Gene Ontology annotation, biological process: signal transduction; defense response. Gene Ontology annotation, molecular function: ADP binding. The record is from RefSeq and is a predicted model, not a curated record.
UAUCUGAAGUGUAACCCCAUUUACCAGUGUACUACAAUCAUAGUAGAUAUGCAUCUCCUUUUCAGAUCUAUUCGGGGUUAGCUUUGAGGAAAUAAAAUCAAGGGUUUCGACCAGAGCUGUUGCCUCUGCUUGCUCAGCUGAUCUCGCGUCUAUAUUUUUAGUAAAUCCAUCAGCAACCCUACCAGGAUCAUCUCUGCAGAUACAAGCUAUAGAUCCGUGCAGGGGGAGGGGUCUCUGUUGGGUGUGGGAAGAGCAGACGGCACUCUCGGAUCCCAGAUCUGGGUUCGCGUUUUGCUCCUGGCCGCUAGUCAUCUUCCCUCUCCGCUGAUCUCUACUUUCCCUCUGGUCGUCUACUGAGUUUCUGGGCAAAAAACUCUGUUGUGGAGUUGCAUUCUCGGAACCUAGAUUUGGGUUCUCGUUUUGCUCCUGGCUGCGAGUCAUCUUCCAUCUCUGCUAAUCUCUACUUUCCCUCUGGUCAUCUGCUGAAUUUCUGGGCAAAGAACUCUGAUGUGGAGUUUCGUUGUUGUCUGGGUGGGUCAACGCUAGUUGAAUCCGCUCCUCUUCCCGAAAUGUUGAAACGAACAGCAUGCAUCGCAGCCGUUCAAUUAGCAUAAAGAGUCUUGGACCGUUGGAUGGCCAGAACUCAGCAUCGUUCAAGCACCCACAAUAAGGAGGGUUGCGUGUGGGUAAUCCAACGUCGAAGGUGAGAAUCGGCGGAAAUCAUAGCAGUGAACGGAUUGUGUUGUUUGAGCACUCCUCCUCAGCUCUCAAUUGAGUUCUGAGAGACAUUUCUGCAAUUCCUAGAUCUAGGAUUCCAUACUCCUCUUCUUUUGAGGCUCCGCUCCAUCUAUCUCAAGAUGAUCAGAAAAGAGCCUCCUCAUUCAGAAGAUCUGCUAUACAGAGCGUCUUCGUCGUCGAGCUCUCCACAUGUAGGUGAUAAUGGUGGAACAAAAAGGCUGAAGGGAACUGAUUACGAAGUGUUCUUGAGCUUUAGAGGGGAAGACACUCGCAAAGGCUUCACCGAUCAUCUCUAUACUAGCCUUGUUGAUGCAGGAAUUCGCGUGUAUAGAGACAAUGAUGAGCUCCGAGUUGGUGACGAGAUUGGUUCGGAGCUUCUCCGCAGUAUCACGCAGUCUAAGAUUUCGAUCCCGAUUAUAUCUGAGGAUUAUGCUUCCAGCAAAUGGUGCCUUCAAGAGCUGGCUCAGAUGUUGAAGUGCAGGAGAAGUGGAGAGCAAGUAGUGUUGCCCAUAUUUUACAAAGUGGAACCCUCACAAGUGCGACAUCUCAAGGGGAGAUUUGGAGAUGCCAUCAAUGCACAUCAAAAAAAUUCGGGUCAAAUGGUUGUGAAGGAAUGGGAAGAAGCGCUCAACGAAGUCAGUUCCUUAAAAGGAUGGGAAUCGGAGAAAAUAGCUGAUGGGCAUGAAGCAGCAUUAGUGAGAACGGUUGUCAUAAGAGUUAUGAGAGAGAUAAAAGAAAAAUUCCUCCUAAAUGUUCCCGAACAGUUGGUGGCAAUUGAUGAUCGUGUGGAGCAAAUUAUGAGCAAGAUAGAUGCUAAUUUCAAUGGUACAUGGAUCAUUGGAAUCUAUGGAAUGGGCGGCAUCGGUAAGACAACUCUUGCAAAGGUGUUAUACAACAAGCUAUUUAGCGAUUUUGAGGAUUGUAGCUUUGUGGCAGAUAUUCGAGAAAAAUCUCACUGCGAGGGUAUUGAAUGCCUACAAAAGCAGCUCAUCUCAAAUUUAUUAAGAGAAUCGCGUGGGUUGUCUAAUGUCGAUGAGGGAAUAAGUGUACUCAAAUCCCAAUGUACAAAUAAGAAAGUCCUCGCUCUUCUUGAUGAUAUGGAUGAUAAUACUCAGUUGGAUGCUUUGAUCGGAGAUGGUAGUUGGUUUAAAGCAGGAAGUAUAGUCAUCAUCACAACUAGAAACAAGACUAUUCUUGACUACGCUAGAGCUAGCCAACCAUAUGAACUUGAAGAGUUGCCUUCGGAGCAAUCAUUGAUUUUAUUUAGUAGACAUGCAUUUCAAAAUGAUUUUCCUCCAAGUGAUUAUGAGCAUAUCUCUCAUGCUGCCGUAUCUAAUACUGGGGGUCUUCCUUUAGCACUUGAAGUUAUAGGCUCAUACUUAUGUGGAAAGACAAAGGAAGCAUGGAAAGAUGCAUUAAAGAAAUUGGAGAAAAUUCCUGCUAAGAAAGUGCAAGAGAGGUUGAAGAUAAGUUACGACAGCAUUAGAUUAUGCAGAGCAACAGAUUUUUUUGGAUAUUGCAUGUUUUUUCAUUGGAUCAUCUAAACAAAAUCCGACUUAUAUGUGGGAUGCUUGUGAUUUUUACCCGGAGAUUGGGAUUGAAGUAUUAAGGCUUAUGUCCCUAAUUAAAA